AUCUUUUCCCCUCCUCUCAUCUCCUCCACGAUCCCACCAACCACCCCACAAAGAACAUCAUGGGUCUCGACGAUAUUCCUGUGGCGCAAGCCGUGACCGUGAGCUUGCAAGAGCUGAUCGACGGAACAAUCUCCCCCUCCACCCUAACCGAAGCCUUCGGCCCCUCCUCCCUCGGAAUCAUCCUCGUCAAGGAUCUCCCUCCUACCUUUCCUUCUCUCCGCGCCCAAGUCCUCUCCAACGCAUCGUACCUCGCCUCUCUUCCUGACGCAGAACUCGAAUCUUUAACCUCCCCCGCCUCAAAAUACCUCAUCGGCUGGUCCCUCGGCAAAGAAACCCUCCGGGACGGCCACUUCGACACCCACAAAGGCUCGUACUAUCUGAACUGCGCCUUUUACAAUAACAACACCUCCACCACCCAUACCUCCUCCUCCGACGCUCUACUCAACGACACCUUCCCCGAAUACACCACCCCCAACAUCUGGCCCAGCGAAUCCUCCCUCCCCACAUUCAAAUCCAGUUUCGAGGAUCUCUGCACAGUGAUUAUCGAUACCGCGGCGUUAGUAGCCCGCGCUUGUGAUCGCUUCGCGGUGGAACAUGUAGAUGGGUAUGAGCGGGGUUAUUUGGAAAGAGUGGUGAGGGGGAGUGUUACGACGAAGGCGAGGUUGUUGCAUUAUUUUCCUACCUCUACCACCACCACCACCUCCUCCUCCACCUCCACUUCUUCUCCCUCCGAGGGGACAGAACCCAACGAGGGAACGAAAGAGGAAGAAGAAGGCGAAGAUGACGACGACGACGACUGGUGCGCCACGCACCUCGACCACGGCUGCCUAACAGGCCUCACGUCCGCAAUGUACAUCGACGAAGCCGCGCACCCGCCCCACAGUACCACCAACAGAACCAUCCCCCUCCCCGAGCUACACACCAGCCCCGAUCCCAAAGCCGGAUUAUACAUCCGGUCGCGAACGGGCACCAUCGUCAAGGUGAAUAUUCCGAAGGAUUGUUUGGCGUUUCAGACGGGGGAGGCGUUGCAGCUUAUCACGAGGGGGCAGUUUCGAGCGGUGCCGCAUUUUGUGAAGGGGGCGAAGGGGGUUGGGAGGAUUGCGAGGAAUACGUUGGCGGUUUUUACCCAGCCGAAUUUGGGGGAGGAGGUGCAGAAGGGGGUUACUUUUGGGGAUUUUGCGAGGGGGGUGGUGGAGAGGACUUAUUGAUUUGAUGUAUGGUGUACUCUGGUUUGUGGUAUAGGGAGAGGUGGGUUUUGUGUAUAGGAGGAAUAUGGCUUUGCAAUGUGGGUAUUUGAAUAAUACAUGGAUUACGGCAGGCUCAACUAUCCCGUCGGGCCCGUUUGCUUUG
Messenger RNA from Aspergillus ibericus CBS 121593, 1350 nucleotides. RefSeq lists its product as uncharacterized. The record is from RefSeq and is a predicted model, not a curated record. The transcript has 3 exons. Lineage: Eukaryota; Fungi; Ascomycota; Eurotiomycetes; Eurotiales; Aspergillaceae. The coding region runs from base 60 to 1208 and encodes 382 amino acids.